Gryllus bimaculatus (two-spotted cricket) is the source of this 378-nucleotide messenger RNA. The record is from the annotation of a GenBank genome assembly. Lineage: Eukaryota; Metazoa; Arthropoda; Insecta; Orthoptera; Gryllidae.
AUGUCAUUCUCCAGGGCUCCACUAAGUCGGUUUAAUGAAAAAAACGCACAAAAGAUUAUGGGAAGAGUCACAACACCACAAGUGAAAGACAAGGUUAAACAAGGAGGUCCUUCAAAUACUAAUGCUAAUACUAAUACAAAUCCCAAUGCUGUAAAAAAUUCUAGCAAGAAUAACCUAAGUAAACAGCGCAGCAACAGUUCCACGCAACAAAACCACCAGCCGUCGCCGCAGCAACGCGGCCGCGGCCGCCUGGGAUCGCAAUGCUCCAGCCUGAGCCUGGAAGGGUCGGAGAACAUGUGGGCGGCGCGCGCCACCAGCCGCAGCACCAGCAGGGAGGUGGCGAUAAAUAGCUUUAAGAAUUUUACAAAUCUUUACUAA